CCGAGUAGCAGCUACAAGCAGGAGGGUUAAGAGAAUCGAAAGUGAGAACCGACGACGAUGUCAAGAAGGGUAGUCAUACCCGCUACCAUCCAUUCCACUCAUUCCACCGAAUCACAACCUUUCGUCUAUGAUCAUACUUCCAUAGCCGGCCCUUCGAGGGGACCUUCUUAUGGCUCUACCAAUGACAAUACCAAUAAAUUGAACGAUUGGGUGGAAGAAGAUGAGACUCGUCUAUUUGGAAAUGACAUACCUGAGUCAGUGGAAGAGGAAUAUAUGAAUGAAGAUGACUCUCCUAUCAUUCAAGUGUCUUGGAGAUACAUGUCAAGGCUUUACCUAUUGGUACCUCUCAUAUCUCUGAUAUGGCUUGCUCUCCUCAUUCUACUAGUCACGUUCGCUUGGCCUCCUACGGAAUACGAACGAACUGCAGGACAAAAAUAUCCACAUCCAUUCCUUCCUUGGCCAUUUCUCACUGGAAUUUUUGCAUCAUGUACAGUUCAAAUCCUUAGAGAACCUAUAUGGGUCAUAUCCUCCUUCUUGACUUCUCACCCUACUCCCAUCUCCACUAUCGUACAUACGUUAUUACAUGAACUUUUACGAUUAUCAACGUUACCGAUCAUUGUCCCCUCCCCAGUCUCGGGUUUUCACUCUUCAUAUUAUCUAGGAUUAGGUUGGGGUACAGCAGAAGUUACUUGGGGAGUGGUGAAAGGAUGGGAACAAUUAACUUCAUAUGAAGAUAUCAUGCGAUCUCUUCCUUCCCCCAGCGCUUCCCAUUCUCCUCUUCUUGAACCUUCAGUUCCCAAUACGCAAGGGAAGGAUAUACAGAGUGUCGUUCCUUCAUCUUCGGUGGGGACGGAUGUAGAGGAAGAUUUGGAAUUACAAAGGGAGAUGGAAGAUGAAGAAGAACUUUUCAAAAAAGUUGAUAUACUUGAACGUAUGCGUGCUCGAAGGGAAUUAGAAGAAGUUAUUGGUAUUCCCUUCCCAAACAUACCAUUCCCUUUACAUCUUUUAUGGCGAUUAGACACCUUACUUCUUAAUCUUGGUCUCACACUUAUCAUUUCAUCAUUCUAUUUCAACCCUCGACCGAUAUAUCAUCAUCCUUCCAUUAAUAUUACAGAACUAGCGACGGUAGCACGAGGAAUACCUAGCAAGUGGUUGUGGUUAGCUUGGACAUUAGUGGUGAUUCUGCAUUUGAUAGUGAAUCUAACUUGGAAAGUCGUCGGAAGAGUCGGUGUGGGGGCUGUGACGUGGGGCGGUUUAAUAGUAGCUCUUGGUAGUGUUUUUGCCGGUCUGGGUUGCUGGGGUGGUCUUGUCAACAAAUCUGACCGGCAUGAAACUGGAACCGAAACUACUAUCUCGCUAUGCAAGAUCUACCAUCCGACUAGACAACUUGAACCACGUUUGUCAGAAUUGGUUCUCCUGUGGGAUAGGGAAGCAGUCCGCGGAGGGUGGGUUGGAUGUCUAAGGCGAUGGCGACGAAGGGGUGAAUCGACCUCCCUUCAAUCUAAUGCGAUGCUCGGACUCCGGUUUCACACUCAGUCAAAAACAGGGACUUUAGGACAUGAACACUUUGCACCUUCUUUCACGACCCCUCACACAACACAGUUCAUCAGUCAAGUGAAUACUUAUGGAUUCGAACAAUUUAUCUUCGCAUACCGUUGGCUCGCUAGGGAGACUCUGCGCGCCGUACAACUCUCGAGAGGUACUACUCUCGAGUACGGAGUCUUAUCGGGUACAUCGUUCAACAGGCCCCACUCAUCUAUGGAAGAUGCCCCUCAGAUUACCAGGAGCUUCACACUGCCUACACAACUCUCUGAGCCAUCCCUUACGUCAGAUCGGAGGGACGAUGGUUCUCAAAUGCUUCUGGAUCUCCCUUCAAAUAGCUCUCCUCCUUCUGCAGUCGUGUCGGAACCGGUCUCUAUGGACGAGGUGAUGUCGGAUUCGCCUCCGGAUUGUCAGCAGGGGGCAACUAGACGUGAAGCCACAGAGCAACCGGACAUCCCCAUGUCUAACGACAUAUCAAGUACGAGUAUGAUUCAACCAUACACGAUCAGUGCCGCUUCAACCACAUGUCUUGGUAAACGUCCGCUUGAUGGCGAACAAGAUGUUUCUGAGGCGAAGCGUUCCCGUAUUGACACACCGAUGACAGGGCAAUGA
This is a messenger RNA of Tremella mesenterica DSM 1558, 2154 nucleotides long. RefSeq lists its product as uncharacterized. The record is from RefSeq and is a predicted model, not a curated record. The transcript is spliced from 8 exons. Bases 58 to 2154 code for a protein of 698 amino acids. Lineage: Eukaryota; Fungi; Basidiomycota; Tremellomycetes; Tremellales; Tremellaceae.